This is a messenger RNA of Choloepus didactylus (southern two-toed sloth), 4050 nucleotides long. It is a transcript of the gene GFRA1, whose product is annotated as GDNF family receptor alpha 1. Gene Ontology annotation, cellular component: signaling receptor complex; external side of plasma membrane. Lineage: Eukaryota; Metazoa; Chordata; Mammalia; Pilosa; Megalonychidae. Gene Ontology annotation, biological process: nervous system development. The record is from RefSeq and is a predicted model, not a curated record. Bases 462 to 1952 code for a protein of 496 amino acids. Gene Ontology annotation, molecular function: signaling receptor activity. The transcript is spliced from 11 exons.
UUGUCGGCGAGUGUGUGCAUUAGCUGCUCGGUGCCUGCGAGCGUCGGAGGGGCUGGCGGUGCACUGCAUGGCGGCUGGAGUACAAGCAGGCCGGCCGAGGGUCUUCUGGCCGGAAGAAUUCUGACCUCGGAACCCGCCAUCCUCCGCACCGCUUCCAAUUACCAGUAACAUCCCUAAGAGGCAUCCGAGCCUGGGACUCUGCUCCUGCUCGGAAACCGUCCUGGCCAAACUCGGCCCUCCCAGCUCUCGAAGAUUACCGCAUCUUUCUUCCUGGCGUAGAGAAAGUUGGGUCGGACCUGAAUCCCUAAAACCCGAACCGCCUCCGGCCCUCGCGCCAGCAGCUCGUCCGGAGCCGAAUCGCCGGUGGCGGUGGCGGCGAACGGACCCGGGAGUUUCCCCUCGCACUGGAUGGAGCUGAACUUUGGGCGAACAGAACAGCGCGGCGGUCUGGAGAUUGCUGCAUGCUGAUCUCUCCCGGCGAGACCCAGCAGCGGCUGGUGAUUUUUUUUGGGGGGGGGGGCGGGGAGCAGCUGCGCGCCGGCAACAUGUUCCUGGCAACCCUGUAUUUCGCGCUGCCGCUCCUGGACGUGCUCCUGUCUGCCGAGGUGAGCGGCGGGGACCGGCUGGACUGCGUGAAAGCCAGCGACCAGUGCCUGAAGGAGCAGAGUUGCAGCACCAAGUACCGCACGCUCAGACAGUGCGUGGCGGGCAAAGAGACCAACUUCAGCCUGGCAUCGGGCCUCGAAGCCAAGGACGAAUGCCGCAGCGCCAUGGAGGCCCUCAAGCAGAGGUCGCUUUACAACUGCCGCUGCAAGCGGGGCAUGAAGAAAGAGAAGAACUGCCUGCGCAUCUACUGGAGCAUGUACCAGAGCCUGCAGGGAAACGAUCUGCUUGAAGACUCCCCAUAUGAACCAGUUAAUAGCAGAUUAUCUGAUAUAUUUCGGGUGGUCCCAUUCAUACCAGAUGUUUUCCAGCAAGUGGAGCACAUCCCCAAAGGCAACAACUGCCUGGACGCUGCCAAGGCCUGCAACCUCGACGACACGUGCAAGAAGUACAGGUCUGCGUACAUCACUCCAUGUACCAGCAGCAUGUCCAACGACGUCUGCAACCGACGCAAGUGCCACAAGGCCCUCCGGCAGUUCUUUGACAAGGUCCCCGCCAAGCACAGCUACGGGAUGCUGUUCUGCUCCUGCAGGGACGUUGCCUGCACGGAGCGCAGGCGGCAGACCAUCGUGCCCGUGUGCUCCUAUGAAGAGAGAGAGAAGCCCAACUGUUUGAACUUGCAGGACUCCUGCAAGACGAAUUACAUCUGCAGAUCUCGCCUUGCGGAUUUUUUUACCAACUGCCAGCCAGAGUUGAGGUCUGUCAGCAGCUGUCUAAAGGAAAACUACGCUGACUGCCUCCUCGCCUAUUCGGGGCUUAUUGGUACAGUCAUGACCCCUAACUACAUAGACUCCAGUAGCCUCAGCGUGGCUCCCUGGUGCGACUGCAACAACAGUGGGAAUGACCUAGAUGAGUGCUUGAAAUUUUUGAACUUCUUCAAGGACAAUACAUGUCUUAAAAAUGCAAUUCAAGCCUUCGGCAAUGGCUCCGACGUGACUGUGUGGCAGCCAGCCCUCCCAGUACAGACCACCACUGCCACCGCCACCACAGCCUUCCGGAUCAAGAACAAGCCCCUGGAGCCAGCAGGGUCCGAGAAUGAAAUCCCCACUCAUGUUUUACCACCUUGUGCAAAUUUACAGGCUCAGAAGCUGAAAUCCAAUGUGUCGGGCAGUACGCACCUCUGUCUUUCUGACCGUGACUAUGAGAAGGAUGGUCUCGCUGGUGCUUCCAGCCACAUAACCAUAAAAUCAGUGGCUGCUUCCCCAGGCUGCAAUCCGAGCUCACUGCUGGUUCUGGUGGUCCCAGCCCUGUCCACCCUCUUAUCUUUAACUUCAGCAGAAGCAUCGUAGCUGCAUUUACAAACCACUAUGGACAUGUAAAAAGACAAAAAAAAAAAAAAAAAACAAGUUAUCUGUUUCCUGUUCUCUUGUUUCUCUGAAAUUCCAGUUUUAGGAGCUCAGUUUGAGACACUGCAAAAACGGUUUCAUUCAACUGGAAUUUUGUUGUUUGUUUGUUUGUUUGUUUAAAGAAAACUUCCUGUGGUACUUAGGAGCUUCUGUGGAAUAGUUGAUGCAGUGCUUCAUUCUAAACUCAAAAGGCAUUGGGGCAUGCUAUAAUUGAAAUGGCUGUAAAACAAACCGGGGUCAUGUUUGUCAUGACGGGGAUGAUGAUGAUGGUGAUAAGGAUGAUAAUGGUUUUAACAAUUUUAACUCUGGCCUGUACUAGCCAGAGAAUGAGUUAGUAUUUCUAAAGAAUCUUCCAUCUCUCAUGUAAUGGCUUUGAUUUCUAAUGACACAGACUUGGAUGCCAAGCUUUUUUGUCACAAAGUGAAGAUUCUCGCCAAGGGUAGACUUUGUGAAAAUAAGCUUGUACAGAUGCUCACCUUUCUAUAUGUACUAGCAUUUUCCUUGCUCAUAGUUGUGUAUCGUAAACAGUCCUGCACUCUCCCACAAAACAAAAAACACCUGUCACCUCCAAAUGUAGUAUGUGUCUUUGAGUCACAAUGGUGAGUGUGAGCUUGAAACCUCACAGUAUCUUGGUCAUUGAAUGGCACUAUCCUAAGCCUUACCUUAGUGAGAAGCCCUUAAACUAACAAGAGUCACAUAUAGCUCAAGCUUCACCGUCAUACUCUUUACACCUAUGAGGUUAUAUGUAGAAAAAAAUUUUACUACUAAAUGAUUUCAACUAUUGGCUUUCUAUAUUUUGAAAGUAAUGAUAUUGUCUUCAUUUUUUACUGAUGGUUUAAUACAAAAUUCAUGGAGCUCGUUUUCCUCACAUGCAACAGUGUUAUCCCCAGUAUUUACUUCACAAAUACAACUCUUCAAAAGCUGACCCCGAGCAGCCUUGUGCUUUAGCAGAAAGUUCUGCAUCAUGUUAUUGUGGACAGGCAGGAGGAAGCAGAGCAACCUGGCUUGGUCUUCUAUAAUUUCUUGAAAAGCAAGUACAUACACCUGUGAGGAAACCAGCGGCCACUUGUAAAUGUUCCGCAGCAUCUAAUGGCACAUUGCCAGGUAACGGAAUCCAGUACUUUGGUUUUCAUGUUACUGACAAAGGCAGUGCUGGUUGGAAUGGGGGGGGGGGGCAGGGGGAGUGUCCCACCUUCUCUUUUCAAACAAUUCCAUCCCAGGGUACACAGUUCUUUCCCUAAGGAUUGUUAUUACUCCCAACUGUGAUGGCUUGGUCGCUGUUUAGAGCUGUUUGGUCUGAAGAUCAUCAGGAAUCUACUUGCAUCUUGUUGCAUGUCCUCCAGGAUGUACUGUGACUAUGCAAAAAAGAAGGAAGGUGUGUGGAUCAAGAGGUUCAGCAUUAGGUCUGUAGAGACUAGUUAGUGGGCCCAGAUAAACAGAACUGAAACAGGAUCCUUGUUAUCGGACCUCGGGCUUUGGUAGCUGAACAUCUUCCCUGGUCCUCUUCCUUACACUAAAGUGCACUUUCGGAGUCUGGGUCUCGGUGGCAAGAUUCGGAAUCAACAAUGAUUGAGUGCUAGUGUCACGUUUCUCCAAAACUGAAUAAAGGAAAGGAACAUUAGCUUUCUUUCCACAUCAGUGGAGGGGUUGGAGGAGGAGUCCCCUGUGCACAUUUCAUACCGAUCCCCUUUGCCCACUGAUGCUUUCCUUGUAAGAAUCAAUCAGAUUACUGGGGGGAAAUCUAUUAAAUCCAAGUUAAAGGCGUAGUCUUUUAGCUCUCUUGGUAUUUGAAGUGCAUUUAUAUUCAAAUGUUAAUAAACACAAAUAUAUAAUACUAAGUACUGACUUUUUUCACUUCCAAAUAUUUUCAAGGGAAAUUCAUCAAACGCCAAACAGUGUUUGAUAAGUGAAAAGUUUCAUCAAGACUCUUGGGUUGAAAAACACAUUAUGUGUGUUGGAAUAUUUGGAAUGUGUCAGCUAUGAGAAUAUAUCUGUCACUGAGCAUAUUUUGUUUAAAUUAAAGUAUCUCUCUGUAUCUAAA